Rotaria sp. Silwood1 is the source of this 759-nucleotide messenger RNA. NCBI's taxonomy places the organism in Eukaryota, Metazoa, Rotifera, Eurotatoria, Philodinida, Philodinidae. The record is from the annotation of a GenBank genome assembly.
AUGAGUAAAACUGAAUUAGAAUCAUAUGUUGAAUCAUUAAAUUUAAACAGAACAAAUAUGAAAUUUACAUAUAUAAAAUGGUUUCGUAAACCAACAGCUAGUGAUAGAUUUUUAAAUUUUCAUUCAAGUCAUCAUCAUUCGAUUAAACUAAAUAUUAUUAAAAAUAUGACAGAAAGAAUAAUUAAUACAACGAGAAAUAAAGAACAACAAGAAAUAGAUUUAAAUGUAUUAAGAAAAAUGUUUAUAAAAUCAGAUUAUUCUAAAGAAUUAAUAGAAAAAACUAUACAAAAAUGUUUACAAACUAAUAUUAAUCAACAAAAUCUAAAUGAAUUAAAUAAUAAUAAACCUAAACCUGAAACUAAAUUAACAUUAUCAUUACCAUAUGUAAAAGGAAUAGAAGUUCUAAAACGUAAACUAGAACAAAUUGGUGUUAAAUUAUAUUUUUCAUAUCCAUUAAAAUUAAAAUCUUUAGCCACAUUAAAUAUAAAACCUCAAUCUAAAUCAAUUAUAUAUCAAAUGAACUGUAAAUGUGGUGCUAUAUAUAAUGGAGAAACAAAAGUUGGUUUAAAAGAUAGAAUGAAACAACAUAAAACUAAAAUUAAAGAAAAUGAUAUAAAUUCAUCAUCAGAAAUAGUUAAACAUCAUUAUAUAAAAAAUGGACAAUGUUCCUUUGACCCGAAUAAAGCAUUUAUUAUCGAUAAUGAAACAAAUUAUUGGAAAACAAGGAAAAAAAGAAGCGAUUUACUCGAUAAUAAAUGA